CAUACCUUCCCUCCCUAACCCACUUUACAUUUUUGUAUCUCCGUUGGAUCGAAUUCACGUGAAUUCGGUCUUACACAUUCUGAAUCAGGACACUUUGGAAGCAUGGACAAGGUGAAGAGGGUUGCAUCAGAGAAGGGUGUAGUGAUAUUCAGCAAGAGCUCAUGCUGUCUUUCCUAUGCUGUCAAAAUUCUUUUCCAAGAACUUGGGGUGGACCCUUGUGUUUAUGACAUUGAUCAGGAACCUGAUGGCAGGGAAAUGGAAAGGGCACUGGUUAGGUUGGGAUGUAGUGCACCUAUUCCUGCUGUUUUCAUCGGUGGAACCCUUAUAGGAUCCACCAAUGAAGUCAUGUCCCUCCACCUAAGCGGGACUCUGGUUCAACUUCUGAGGCCAUACCAGCAGUCUGUGUCUUAAUAUCCCAAAUCCCACGUAUCAAAUUUGGAAGAAUAACAAAUAUUGGCUCAAGUAUCAGUAGUCUAGUGUGCUUAAAUUGUUCUAAUACUGUCUGUCUAGUCAUCUGUUUCCUUUCAAGUAAUGAAAUUACCUUUAUAUGUC
Molecule: messenger RNA, 552 nt
Organism: Tripterygium wilfordii
Lineage: Eukaryota; Viridiplantae; Streptophyta; Magnoliopsida; Celastrales; Celastraceae
Product: monothiol glutaredoxin-S9-like
Exons: 1
Coding region: 103-411 (102 amino acids)
Cellular component (GO): cytoplasm; nucleus
Source: RefSeq, a predicted model, not a curated record